AGAGCGCAGUCACGGGUCCUACCUGUACCACCGUCGUUCAGCGUGUGUCCCUCGGUCAGUCGACCUGUCUUGUAGUCUUAACCACCUUGGCUGUUAUCAUGUCCCGUUGCCUCGCGCUGGCUCGGUUCGCCCUCGGUUCCUCUCAGAGGGUUAACUCGCGGCUAAUGUCAUGUGCACGAGGGCUGAGCAGCCGAACUGUCUCGCGCCCCUUCGCUGGAGACUUGCAGGUUGGACAGCAGCAGAGGUGGAGCAGUCGGCCCGGAGUGUGGAGCUCCCAGCGCGUCUGCCUCUGCUUCAGCCAGCAGUCUUACUACAGCACCCAGGAGGCUGAGAAAGAGCCGGAAAAGGAGCCUGAGGUGGAGCCUCUGCACACCAUCAUCAGUGAUACAGAGUCUGUACAAGGUAGCUUCUCCAAACAUGAAUUCCAGGCUGAGACUAAAAAACUGCUGGACAUCGUUGCCAGGUCCUUGUACUCAGAGAAAGAGGUGUUCAUCAGGGAGCUCAUCUCCAACAGCAGUGACGCUCUGGAAAAACUGCGCCACAAACUGAUUACGUCAGGUGGUGAAACGGCUCAGAUGGAGAUUCACCUGCGGACCGAUAGUGCCAAGGGAACCUUCACCAUUCAGGACACAGGAACGGGGAUGAACCAGGAGGAGCUGGUUGCCAACUUGGGGACCAUCGCCCGCUCUGGUUCCAAGGCAUUUUUGGAUGCCCUGCAGAACCAGGCGGAGGCCAGCAGCACCAUCAUCGGUCAGUUCGGUGUGGGAUUCUACUCUGCCUUCAUGGUGGCCGACCGCGUUGACGUCUACUCCCAGUCGGCUGAGCCCGGUGCACCCGGAUACAAGUGGUCCUCAGACGGCUCUGGAGUUUUUGAGCUCGCCGAAGCCACCGGUGUUCAACGGGGAACAAAGAUCGUGCUGCACCUCAAAGACGACUGCAAGGAGUUUUCCUCUGAGGACCGAGUUAAAGAGGUUGUCACAAAAUACAGCAACUUUGUCAGCUUCCCCAUCUUCCUGAAUGGACGAAGACUCAACACUCUGCAGGCCUUGUGGAUGAUGGAUCCUAAGGAGAUUAGUGACUGGCAGCAUGAGGAGUUCUACCGUUACGUCGCUCAGUCGUACGACAAGCCCCGCUACACACUGCACUACCGCGCCGACGCCCCGCUCAACAUCCGAAGCAUCUUUUAUGUCCCUGACGCGAAGCCGAGCAUGUUUGACGUGAGCAGGGAGAUGGGUUCCAGUGUGGCUCUCUACAGCAGGAAGGUCCUGAUCCAGACCAAAGCCACUGACAUUCUGCCCAAGUGGCUGCGCUUCCUCCGAGGCGUUGUGGACAGUGAAGACAUCCCGCUGAAUCUGAGCAGAGAGCUGCUGCAGGAGAGCGCCCUCAUCAGGAAGCUCCGUGACGUUUUGCAGCAGAGGGUGAUCCGCUUCCUGCUGGACCAGAGCAAGAAGGAGCCAGAGAAGUACAGCAAGUUCUUUGAGGACUACGGCCUCUUCAUGAGGGAGGGCAUCGUCACCACCCAGGAGCAAGACGUCAAGGAGGACAUUGCCAAGCUGCUAAGGUUCGAGUCUUCCGCUCUGCCAGCCGGCCAGCAGACCAACCUGAUGGAGUACUCCUCCCGCAUGAAGGCCGGCACACGCAACAUCUACUACCUGUGCGCCCCCAACCGCCAUCUUGCAGAGCACUCGCCCUACUACGAGGCCAUGAAACAGAAAGACAUGGAGGUGCUGUUCUGCUAUGAGCAGUUCGACGAGCUGACCCUGCUCCAUCUCCGGGAGUUUGACAAGAAGAAAAUGAUCUCUGUCGAGACCGACAUCGUGGUGGAUCACUACAAGGAGGAGAAGUUUGAGGACAGCAAGCCCGCCUCUGAGCGUCUGACGCAGGAGCAGGCCGACGACCUGAUGUCCUGGAUGAAGAAUGCUUUGGGCCCCCGAGUUACCAACAUAAAGCUGACUCCUCGGCUGGACACCCACCCAGCUAUGAUCACAGUGCUGGAGAUGGGUGCUGCACGCCACUUCCUCCGCACCCAGCAGCUUGCUCGCACCGCUGAGGAGAGAGCUCAGAUACUGCAGCCCACUCUGGAGAUCAAUGCAGGACACGAUCUGAUCAAGAAGAUGCACGCGCUAAAAGAAACAAACCCUGACCUGGCUGGACUGCUACUGGAACAGAUCUACGACAACGCCAUGAUCACAGCAGGCCUGAAUGAUGAUCCCCGACCGAUGAUUUCCCGCCUGAACGAUCUGCUGACUAAAGCUCUGGAGAAGCACUGAGAGCCACUCACGGACAUGAACAGUGCAGGCUGACCUGGUUGUGUUGACAGACAGGUCAGGUCUGUAGACUGAAGCACUGGCAGCAGCUGAAGGACCUCCAAAGCUGGAGAAGUGUAGUUUCUGAAGAGAACGACAGGCCUUUUGUUCAUUCGUUAAAAUCACAACCUUUUGGAGUACUUCAUCCCCUAAAGGCUUGAAAAGCUCAGAUGGAGUGAAGAUGAACUGCUUUAUGCUGUGUUCAGCUGUGUUUCAAAAGGUAUUAAUAUUGGUAAUGAUAAUUAGAGGAUAUGUGCUGUAAAGUAGGUGGUCACAGUUACACCUGUCAUUUCACUCCGAUCACGCCUUGGCAUGUAAAAAUGGGAUGUUUCUGAAAUUGCCAUUUCGUUUUCAAGACAAGGUACUUCAAAAAUAAAUUGCCACUCGUUGCCGUCCUGAAUAAUCUGGAUGCAAACCGGCCACAAACAAUGUAGAGAUGCAAAGCAGAACAAGUUUUGUCUUACCAGAACUGUCACUGUCAACAGUCAUUUCAAAAUAUUACGCAACAACAACUAAAAAUAGAUGAAGUUUCAUUCUAAAGUGUGCAUUAGAGCCUGGAAGUGGUCAGAGUGAUCAUGUUUCAAUUAGAAAUACAAAACGUCCUCCCUGCUAAAUAGAGCCAUUUGCCCCUUUCUUUUCUCUUUUCUUUCUAAGCCCUUUAAAUGUUUCCAUCUUUUCUUUCCACAUUUAUUUAAUAUUUUAUGUUCACUUUUGUGGUUUAUAAGAAACAGGAUACCUAAAGUGUUGGAAUAUUUUUUGAACUGGGUCAAAUGAAAAGAACAAUGUAUUUGGCAGAUGUUGCAAAUGUCACCUGACUUGUAAACAAGUUUCAUUUGGUAUUAAAGUACUGGUGAAGUUAAUGUAAAAUGGAUUUAAAAUACUGUAUACACAUUUGUGGUCUCCUCUGGGCAUUACCAAUAAAUUGAGUAAACAAUC
This is a messenger RNA of Micropterus dolomieu (smallmouth bass), 3242 nucleotides long. It is a transcript of the gene trap1, whose product is annotated as TNF receptor-associated protein 1. Gene Ontology annotation, cellular component: mitochondrial inner membrane. NCBI's taxonomy places the organism in Eukaryota, Metazoa, Chordata, Actinopteri, Centrarchiformes, Centrarchidae. Bases 99 to 2270 code for a protein of 723 amino acids. Gene Ontology annotation, molecular function: protein kinase binding; ATP hydrolysis activity; ATP binding. The record is from RefSeq and is a predicted model, not a curated record. Gene Ontology annotation, biological process: protein folding. The transcript is spliced from 18 exons.